UUGCAAAAUUUUCCGAGUAAAUUUCUGGGGGGAAGAAGUGAUCAUUUUUUCCAAGAACCUGCUUUGAGAAGCUAAAAUUUGGGUUGUUAGUGCCGAUAUUGAAGAAAAAUCUUGCUGGGAAAAUUGGUUGGUAGCUGUUUCCACCAUUUUUCUGUUGCUUGCAAUAGAAUCAUAUGUAUAUGUAUAGAUGUUUCGUUUAAGGCCACAAGGGAGUCUCUGGAUUGCUGGUGGUAAUAGCUCAAGCCUCAAUAUUCAUUUUUGUAUACACCUUAUCUUGUUAGUUUGACACUAGAAACAUAGUCAUCAUAGACCAGGUUCAAGUUGGAUGAAAUUAAUUUGUGUUCAAAGAUGUAGAGAUGGCAAUGGUUGAUGGACUAGUUGUGUAUGUGCUGGGAUUUGGAAUUGAAAAUAUUUGAUAAAGCAUCAUGGUGAAUGUUUGAUUAGGAUCAGAGGCAGUAUGAUGUUACUUGAAAACACUUGGUAAAGAAUCAUGGUGAAUGUUUGACCAGUUCAGACGCAGUAUUAAUUAGUUCAGGGGCAGUAUGAGGUUACUUGUUUUGAAGGAUGAAGAAACCCUUGUAGCUUUAUAAGAAGAACCUUGGGUGGUAUUGGGAUUAGUACUUUCACGUAAUAAGAUAUCCAUGUGGAAUUAAUAUUUACAGCCAUUUAAUUGAUUUAUGCCAACCAACAGUGGUUUGAUAGAAGAUACAUCUCUUGUUUCUGAUCAAAAAAAGAAAAAGAAAAAAACAUUGGUUUAAUGGAAGAGACUUAGUUUGUUUAUUCAUUAUAGAAAAGGAUAAAUCUUGUUAGGAUUCAGGCUUCCCUAGUGUUUGGACUGGGUACAAGAGAUGGCAUUGAUUUUUUGUUAAUGAAAUACAAAGAAUCUGAGUUAUCAGCAAGGUCUAGAGAAACAUUAUUAACAGUUGUUAUGUCAUACCUAUCAAAAAAAAAACAGUUAUAACAACAGGAGCUUGGACUGUUAGUGACCACUAUGGUAGCAAUUAUAAGAUAGAUGAUAGUAUCCUUAUGUGUGCAUGUGUGUGUACUAAAGUAUUGAGGAGGAGUUUGGUUCAAGACUAGAUGAAGGUUCUAAGAGAGCCAGAGAGAGACAGUAAAGAGCAUUGAGUCUGACAGAAGACAUUGGUCUAUUAUUUAACAAACAAGGCCAAACAUGCAGCGCAAUGGUGAAAAGAAUAUUUGUUUGUUUCUUCUUUUUUUUUCUAGAAAUAUUAAAUUUUCGAGUGUAUUAUUCUAAAGAAUAUUAUAAGUGAGGAGGUUCUUACUCAGAAUAGUCGAUUCAUUAAUAUUCUUGCAACCUCAACUCCUUUCUUGGUUGCCCUCUCUUAAGAGAUUCUGUUCUUUAUUUGGGCAAAUUAAUAAGUAAAUAACACUAAUAAGUCCUUCCCCUGUGCAACACAAUUAUGAAAUAGAGAAAAUAUUUUGGAAAUUGGUAAUAAUACCACAGAAUUUCAAAACAAAUUAGAGGGAGGUGAGGAUUUGUGAAUGAAACUACUUAUUCACUUCUAAUUGAAAUCCAAUUCCCUUCUGCUUCACCACUUAGGUUAUGAGGAUGUAUAAAACACGUAAGGCUCUCUCUCUCUCUCUCUCUCUCUAGAGUCUUACGAGCCAAAGAGAAAUCUUGGCAUGAGUCUCAACUAUUUUUUAUAUGAGCCUUAUGAACCAAAGAGAAUUCUUGAUAUGAGCCUUAUGACUCACUCUCUCCCUCUCUCUCAGCCUUAUGAGCCAGAAGGAAUUCUUUAUAUGAGCCUUAUGAGCCUAACUUUGCAUCCAUGAAAAGGAUAAGUUGUUAAACUAAUUAGUGAUCAAUCCACGAGUCCUUUGCAUCCAUGAAAUGGAUAGUUUGGUAAACUUGUUGGUGAUAAAUCCAGCUCAACUGUGAAAUGCCCCAGCAAUCCAGUACCCACCAGGUUCACUUCUCUUAUGUCUUCUUUUCUUUCUCUCUAUUUUGUUUCUUUCUUGUAUUUGGGUUGGGAUAGGGGACUGUUUGGGUGGACUAACCUGUUUUCACUGUUGUUCACAGCUCAAUGACUUACCGUAUCUCCCAUAUAACUUUUGCAGACCAAGCAUCAUCUUCUUCUUUUUUUAGCAUAUAUGUGAUCCUGAUUUGCAAGAAUGGUCUGAUGGGGCUCUGCUGGUCUUUAGAGCUAACCAAUCUUGAUGUAAUUAGCAAAGAAUUGCACUUAAAAAAGAUCUACCAACUGGCUGUGGUCAGCAUGAGCAACUGCCUGCCUAGUUGAAUAUCACAAUGAAAUACUAUGAAGGUUGCAUAACUACUAAACCAGUGAUGAACUGCCAUCCACCUCAACAAGAUGCAUGGGUUCUCCACUGCUGAUGGCUUUGUGGAGAUAACUGAAGGCUUGGCAGAGAUGAUAAAGUAUUUGGCAAACGAACCCUCAGUAGGACUUUUCUAUGUUCAGCAGCACACACAGAAUGCAGUGCCCAACCUCAUCAAUCUCAAGAACAAUGUUGUGGAAAAGUCUCAUGAAACAGCUUUGCACACUGAAGAUUUGGAGGAUUCUAUUAUCAUGGUGAAUUCAAUGAAAGAGUGUGGCUUACCAAUUGCAGAUGAGAUGAUAAGAGACAUCAAGAAAUCUCUAGCUAUCAUGUCAACGAAACAACCAAGAAGAGGGCUAAUCCGAAGCCCUUAUUCAAAUUUUCAGGCGGGAAGGACUAGUUCUUGGGGUCCAGCCACAUGGGGCCGUAGUUCAGUUUUUGCCCAGCAGGAGGGUGAAAGGAGCGAUGGUUAUUUUUCAACUGUUAUAAAAUCAGCCAAACAGAAGGCCAGCAAUUUUAAAUGGCCACAACUUGAUCCAAAAGAAUUGGGGCAAACCAGGGGUAAGGAACAAGAUUCCUUUCCCAGUGUUCCCCUAUUAGUUGUGGCUGCCAGCACUGGCUCAACUAUACCAGAUACUGAAGUUGAUGAAUUGCCUGUCUCAAGUCACACAGCAGAUGACCUACCAGGAGAACCAGCACCUCUUGAUGGGAACUUGCCAAGUCAUAAUUUAUUAUCAGCUUCCGAAAACUAUGAUGUUUUCAGGGCUGACAGGGCAGCAAAACUAGAAGAAUGGUUGGAAGGAGUUGACAAUCCAGAUAAUUUCGGGGAAGCAAAUGGCAAAUAACUGCAGUCGAGAAAUGAUACAAAUGAGCUUUAGCUUGAGUGGACUUGGAUAUUGAAGAAGUCUUAGCUUGUAAAUCAUGUUGUUUAUUAUAUAACUGUCUGCAGAUGAUGAUUUGUGGUGCUAACGGCUAAGGAAAAUUGAUUGUUCUUGAAAAAAAUAAAAAUAAAAAUGUUUUCACUUGGAUGCUA
Messenger RNA from Vitis riparia (riverbank grape), 3328 nucleotides. RefSeq lists its product as uncharacterized. Bases 2331 to 3140 code for a protein of 269 amino acids. The transcript has 2 exons. NCBI's taxonomy places the organism in Eukaryota, Viridiplantae, Streptophyta, Magnoliopsida, Vitales, Vitaceae. The record is from RefSeq and is a predicted model, not a curated record.